GAUAAAAACCACCACCACAGCGCUUCAUUCCAUAACCCAUCCUCCUUUUCUACCCAUGACUUCAUCGGUCGGUGGCGGAGGCAGAUACAUGGCCUUCUCUCCGUCGCCUUCCGCCCCUCACUCUCCCCAUCUCUCUGGCUUUCGCUCUGCCGCCACCGCCGCUGCUCUUCUCGAUCAAGAGAAAUAUCUAUCGGAGUUGCUGGAAGAGCGUUACAAGCUUACCCCAUUUAUGCCAGUGAUCCCUCAUACGUGUAGACUGUUGAACCAGGAAAUUUCGCGUAUAACUACACUGUUGGGGAAUGCAUCAGUUUUAGGUCAAAGUGGGCUUGAACAAGCUAGCACCCGGACUUCUGGAGGAAUGAUUUCAAAUGGAGGAGCUGAUAUGAACAGAUGGAUAUCGCGGUUUCAAUCAGGAAUGCCAGGUUUAGUGCAGCCCUCUUUGUCAGAGAACUGGCUGAAUUCUCAAGGUAGCUCGUCCGGUCUUAUUGUUAAGAGAACAAUCAGAGUGGAUAUUCCUGUCGACAAAUAUCCCAACUACAAUUUUGUUGGUCGCCUCCUUGGUCCUAGGGGCAACUCUCUUAAGCGUGUGGAGGCCAAUACAGAGUGCCGUGUCCUUAUAAGAGGGCGGGGCAGUAUUAAGGAUCCAGCUAGGGAGGAAAUGAUGAGAGGAAAACCUGGGUAUGAACAUCUGAAUGAACCUCUUCAUAUCCUAGUUGAGGCAGAAUUACCUGUUGAAAUAGUCGAUGCUCGCCUAAUGCAAGCGCGGGAAAUACUUGAAGAUUUGCUGAAGCCUACGGAUGAAUCCCAGGAUUUCUAUAAGAAACAACAGCUGCGAGAGCUAGCAAUGCUGAAUGGUACACUUCGUGAGGAAGGGUCUCCGAUGUCUGCCCCUUUAUCCCCCUUCCAAAACAGCCUUGGAAUGAAGCGAGCCAAGACUAGGGGGUAAACGAACCCUCCUUGAGGGCUGUUGGAACUUGUGUCUUAGUGUCUGCCAUAGGCAGCAAUUUCCCGAACAUUGCAGGUUUUGUCUGUAUGGGCGAAUGCCUCUAUUUGCAAACGGGCACUGGCUCGGGCACUGGCUCGGGCACUGUUACUGUUGUGUGCCAGUUAAGUUAGGCCGUUCUAACUUGUUUUAUAUAUGAGGUGUGUUUAUGUUGUGUGUUGGGAGGAGGUUAAAUGCUAGUAUUACACAAGUAAGCAAUGGGUGUGAGUUCAUUUUCGGGUUUCGGAUUUUGGUUCGCAUGUUGGUUCAGGCGGGCAGAGAAUAGCUGUGCUAAACUCUAGGUUGCAUUAGAUUAUGUUUAUUAAGUUGCAUUAUUAGAUUAUGUUUAUUAUUAUUGUUUAUUAAGCUUUGUAAUGUGAAACCUAUGUAAAUUAAAUGUGAAGGUUUGUAUUAUAUAACGUGAUAUACACAGCAA
Molecule: messenger RNA, 1418 nt
Organism: Hibiscus syriacus
Lineage: Eukaryota; Viridiplantae; Streptophyta; Magnoliopsida; Malvales; Malvaceae
Product: KH domain-containing protein At5g56140-like
Exons: 7
Coding region: 56-946 (296 amino acids)
Biological process (GO): regulation of mRNA splicing, via spliceosome
Cellular component (GO): nucleus
Molecular function (GO): mRNA binding
Source: RefSeq, a predicted model, not a curated record